AUGGACAAUGCUCAAAAAAUCUUGUACAGAGAUGUGAUGCUGGAGACCUACAGCAUCCUGUUCUCCUUGGUUGCUGUGAAAAGGGAUGACCUGGUUAGGACCAACCAGGAAUGUCAGGACAAAAGUCUGAAUCUUAAUGUUAAGAAAAAUAACAAUACAUCAACUCCAAAGAUAGCUGAAUUAAGAAAAACAUUUAAUUUAAGUUCAAGCCAUAUUCCCAAACUAAUUAUCAGAAAGAGAAAUUAUUCAAGAAUUAAACCCGAAGAAUGCAAUGUAUGUCACAAUGUGUAUCCCCAAAGUGGGUCUGAUCAACUACAAGCUGAAGAGAAAUUUGAUGCCACUAAGGUACCUGGGAACUCUCUCCAGUUCUAUGAGCCUCUUAGUCAAUGUCACAAGAUUCAGACUGUGAACCAGACAUCUGAGCAUAUUGGACAAAGUGAAGUCUUCACAAGGAAGGUGUUCUGUAAAUCUGAGAGGGUUUGUAAGGGAGAAACCUGUAAUAAGUCAACUAUCACUGUUGGAAAGGCAACUCAAAUAGUAAAUACUUUCCAUGAAAGCGCUAACCUCAGUGCACAUCAACAAACCCACAUAAGAGAGAAAUUUUAUGAAUAUAUUAGGUAUGUGGAGCCUGUUAUUUACCAAUCACAUCUUGCCAUAAAUCAGAGGCCUCAUUUAGAGAAAAAACCCUAUGCAGGUAAACCCUGUGAAAAAUCAUUCAGUUGUAAUUCCUGCCAUAGCAUCCAUCACAGUACUCACACACAGGGAAACCCCAAUAUGUGUGUUGAAUGUGGAGAUACCACUCACCAGGAGUCAGAUUACAUUAGACAACAGAAAAUUCACAUACAGAUGAAACCUCAUGAGUGUAUUGAUAGUAGAAAAGCCUCUUUCCCAAAACCAUACCUCAUAACGGAACAGAGAAUUCACACAGAGGAGAAACCUCAUGAAUGUAAGGACUAUGGAAAAGAGUUUUUGAACAAGUCUGACCUCAGUAAUCAGCAGAGAAUUCACAAAGGGCAGAAGCCUUAUGAAUGCAAUGACUAUGGAAAAGCCUUUGGUCAGAAGUCAAACCUCACAAUGCAUCAGAGAAUUCACACAGGGGAGAAACUUUACGAAUGUAAUGACUGUGGAAAAGCCUUUGGUCAGAAGUCAAACCUCACAAUGCAUCAGAGAAUUCACACAGGGGAGAAACCUUAUAAAUGUUUUGACUGUGGAAAAGCCUUUGGCCAGAAGUCAAACCUCAUAAUGCAUCAGAGAAUUCAUACAGGGGAGAAACCUUAUGGAUGUAAUGACUGUGGAAAAGUCUUUGGCCAGAAGUCAAGUCUCAUAAUGCAUCAGAGAAUUCACACGGGAGAGAAACCUUAUGAAUGUAAUGUCUGUAGAAAAGCUUUUGGCCAGAAAUCAAGUCUCAUAAUGCAUCAGAGAAUUCACACAGGAGAGAAACCUUAUGAAUGUAAUGACUGUGGAAAAGCCUUUGGCCACAAAUCAAACCUAAUGAUUCAUCAGAGAAUUCACACAGGGGAGAAACCUUAUGAAUGUAAUGACUGUGGAAAAGCCUUUGGCAAUCAGCCAGACCUCAUUAGACAUCAGAGAAUUCACACAGGGGAGAAGCCUUAUGAAUGUAAUAACUGUGGGAAAGCCUUUGGCCAGAAGACAAGCCUAAUAAUGCAUCAGAGAAUUCACACAGGGGAGAAGCCUUAUGAAUGUAAUGACUGUGGAAAAGCCUUUGGCCAGAAGUCAAGCCUCAGAAUGCAUCAGAGAACUCACACAGGUGAGAAACCUUAUGAAUGUAGUGACUGUGGAAAAACCUUUGGCCAGAAGUCAAACCUCAUAACGCAUCAGAGAACUCACACAGGUGAAAAACCCUAUAAAUGUAGUGACUGUGGAAAAGCCUUUGGCAAUCAGCCGAACCUUGGCAGACAUCAGAAGUCACACAGGAGACAUUACAUGGGGAAAAACCUUAUGAAUGCAAUGAAUGUUGGAAAGCUCUUUGACAAAAUCACGCCUUAUCAGAGAAUUCACAAGGUAGCAACUUUUGAAUGUAAUAAAUGUAAGAGAUCCUUUUGUCAGAAGUAA
This is a messenger RNA of Lepus europaeus (European hare), 2073 nucleotides long. RefSeq names its product zinc finger protein 883-like. The record is from RefSeq and is a predicted model, not a curated record. The transcript is spliced from 3 exons. Gene Ontology annotation, molecular function: DNA-binding transcription factor activity; RNA polymerase II cis-regulatory region sequence-specific DNA binding. Bases 1 to 2073 code for a protein of 690 amino acids. Gene Ontology annotation, biological process: regulation of transcription by RNA polymerase II. Lineage: Eukaryota; Metazoa; Chordata; Mammalia; Lagomorpha; Leporidae.